AUGUACGCUGGGGAUGUGGUGUUUGGCGCGGAUUGGCGUGCUAUGUGCCAGGAGUUUGACGACAGGUUUGAUCCGAAUGGUGGAACCGAAGCUUCAAAAAUUGCCCCUGCUGCUCCUGCAGCAGCGAUCCAGGCCGUGCAGCAGCUCGAUUGGCCUGGUGAACCAAACACAAUUGAUGCGAUCAUGAACACUUACAACGUGGAGUCCAAGACCACAGGUCGCUGGCCGGGUACUACUUUGAUGUUGGUCAAUGCGAAGAACCGCACAACUGGAAAGAUCGAUCAGACAGUCCCAUCUCAACAAUUCAAACUUUUCCUUGUUGCACACAUGGACAUUACAAUCCCCAAUGAUGACUUUGCCAUUUGUCACGGAGCCAGCCGCUUUGUGAAGAACGACAAGAUCGCGGAUUUGAAGAGAAAGGGAAAAACAGACGAUGUUGCCCGGACUUGCGCCUGUCGCUGGGAUUCUGAUGAGAACAAGGUCGUGUUGGAGAUCUCGGAGCCGGAAAAAAAACGAACAACAGACGCGCAGGUCUGUACAUGGCGUGAACUCUACAUGGAUCUCGAGGAUGAGGGUCAUGUUGAGGUGACCAUCAAUUCACAUGACAUCCACCGGGUUUCAGCUGGCAGUGAUGAGAACCGUGAGUUCUACCUGAAGCCAAAGCCCAAUGAGAUGUUCUAUGCUUGGAGCUCUCCAUCACCCAAUGGAGUCAAAUACACUGCCAUGGCCUCGAUUUUCUCCAACGAAGCCCUUGAAGCAGCCAGACCUUUGGAAAGAGUGUGGCGGGUCUUCUACUCGACUGAAGCCAAAGAAACUCGUCUGGAUCAACUGGUUUGUGCAAACAUGUUCUCAAACAACAGAUCCUUGCGGCAGACAUGUCACACCAAGCCUUGCACUUGGGCAGCUGCUUUCCAAGGAGGUAUCUCCGAGCUACUGGAAUGCAAUCUAGUGAUUUUGAUGCAACUGUCGCAGUAUGAAGAUGAACAAAGAAGUAGGCAGGUGGGAGUCUCUGGAUUUUCACGAAAGGUAGCCUAG
Messenger RNA from Cladocopium goreaui, 1035 nucleotides. NCBI's taxonomy places the organism in Eukaryota, Dinophyceae, Suessiales, Symbiodiniaceae. The record is from the annotation of a GenBank genome assembly.